AUGGGAGCGUGGUCGAAACCACUCCAAUUCACCCCACCUCCAACACCUCCAGAACCUGCUACUCCUAAACUUGGUUUCACAGAAGUUGUAAAAAGCCAAAUAGCUUGUUUCUGGCCUACAAUAAAUGAGUCUAUUGUCAAGGGUCACAAGCAUACGAAAGAAAAAUUGGCGUAUCCGGUCCAAACAACCUCCCAAUUACCUAUGGAAAAAUUGCCACCUCCUGUGCUCAAGGAAGAUGGUUCCCUCCGGUUUCCAUGGGCAGCCCGAAUGAAUCAAUCAUCUAGAAAUCUUUUCCGAGCUGCUGAACCGACGUAUCGACCAGAUGGAACUCCUCAGGUGACAAUUCCUUCUAACGUCCUUAGACUAGGACCUGAGAAUAAGGAAAAAUACAUUGUAGGACAGUUCAAUAGAUGCACUAACCCGCCUGGAGGUCUUAUUCAUGCUGUCUUGAAUAGAUUGUGGGGAAGAGAAUGUAAGAUAUCUUGCCGGAAAUUGGGAGAGUCGUCUCCGGUAGACUCGCUUAAAAUCCCUGAGAUUUCAACUCUCCCAGUCUGGGUCACCCUUAAGAAUAUCCCAGAUUCUUGCUACUCAAGAUUGGGUAUCAGUCAUAUAGCAUCAGGUUUGGGAGAGCCAAUGCUUACUCAUAGGCCUCGUUUAGAUCCAACAAGUAUGGGGGAAGCUAAAAUUUUAGUGGAGAUUGAGUUAGAUAAACCAUUCCCAAAGCUAAUUGCGCUUGAUGACAAGCAAGGCAACAUCUACUUGAGGUGUCUACUACCUGCUAAGACUCUUGGAACAGCUCAUGUCACAAAAGAUACUCAGAAACCUAAUGAAGAGAUCCCAAUGGUGGAUAUAGUUAAGCUGUUGCAACAAUCCCCUGCUACCCCGGCUACCAACUUCGAUCAAAACCCAAGCUCUACUUCCACACACCAAUCGCCUGAGACUCCAAAAAGGUCUCCGCCUACUAGUAAUUCUGAGGACCCCACUGAUGGACCUUCCUCCAAUGUGCACGAGGUACAUUCUAUUCCUCGUUCUAAGUCUGAUACUACUUUACCAUCGUUAGCAGUCACUGUCGCUGCGCCAUCUGCGUUACAAAUUAUGGAGGAAACUCCAUCUCCCGUACACAUUAGAGAAGCCUCUCACACUUAUGAAACUGAGCAACAUUUUGGGGAGAGUUUUAACCAAGACUCACCUCACUCUCAAAACAGAAAUGAGGAAGGUAUGUUAUUGGUUGGAGAAACAUCUGGUUAUAACACAACUAGAGGAGGAAGACCAAUAAAACCGACUCAAAAAGUUCAAGAUAUGGAAUGGAAAACUGUUAGAGGAAGGGGUAAACGAGGUCGUCGCAGCCGAGGGAACUACUAUCACUAA
Molecule: messenger RNA, 1368 nt
Organism: Brassica oleracea var. oleracea
Lineage: Eukaryota; Viridiplantae; Streptophyta; Magnoliopsida; Brassicales; Brassicaceae
Exons: 3
Coding region: 1-1368 (455 amino acids)
Source: RefSeq, a predicted model, not a curated record